AUGGCGAAUAGACUCAACGACGACAACAAGAAUGAGGAGAUGCUAUGCGAGAAGGAGCUCACCGGUCCACAUCCUCACAUCGAGCAAUCGCGAACAGAGCAUCAAGAGAUCGUGCAGCGAUAUGAAGACUCAAAGGAACGGAAGCGAGUGUUGAGAAAGAUCGACGUACGCCUGGUUCCGGUCAUGGCGCUUUUGUACGUGGUCAGUCAAGUCGACAGAGCGAACCUCGGCAAUGCGAAGAUCGAGGGUCUGGACAAGGACCUGGGUUUGACUGGAAACCAGUACAACAUUGCCAGCACCAUCUUCUUUGUACCAUACAUCAUCUUCGAGGUUCCAUCCAAUGUUGUGCUCAAGAAGGUGCGCCCGAGUAUCUGGCUAGCCUUCUUGGUCAUCGCAUGGGGUGUCGUGAUGACAUGCAUGGGCGUCGUCAAAAAUUUCCGAGAACUCGUUGCCUGUCGCGUACUGCUUGGCACAUUCGAAGCAGGCUUCUUUCCUGGGGCGGUGUUCCUGGUCUCGUGCUGGUAUCGACGAAGUGAGCUCCAACAACGGGUCGCACUCUUUUACACAGCGUCGGCUUUAUCCGGCGCCUUCUCUGGGUUGCUGGCAUAUGCUAUCGCAAACAUGGACGGCGCACGCGGCAUCGCUGGCUGGAGAUGGAUCUUCAUCAUCGAAGGUGCGGUCACGGUUGCGAUUGGCAUCGCCGUCUACUUCCUCAUUGUGGAUAGCCCGGAGCUUGCAUCCUGGCUAUCUGAGGAUGAAAAGGCCUUCAUUACAGCACGUCUCACUCUUGAUGGCGUGAUUUCGACCACCAAAGAGGGCGACAAGUUCUCAUGGAAGUUGUUUUUCGCAGCAGUGCUCGACCCGAAAGUCUGGGCCGCUAUCGUGAUGGCGUGGGCAAAUGCAGUGCCCAAUGCAGCGUUCAAGUUCACCAUGCCUCAGAUCAUCAAAAACCUAGGAUUCUCCUCCUCCAACGCACAACUCCUGACAAUCCCGCCUUACUUCUGUGGUGCUCUGGCAGCUUGGAUCACUGGCCGGCUCGCAGACAGAUACAAGUGGCGGUUCCCCUUCAUUGCAGGACCAAUGAUCCUGUCGACGAUUUCGCUGGCCGUGCUAUUCGGUCUCGCCAACAAAAUCAAAAGCAAUGUCGGACCGCUCUACUUUGCCAUCAUUCUCGCGCAGAUCGGCACGUAUCCACUUCUACCAUGUAUCUCUGCGUGGACAGGAAAUAAUCUGGCACCAUCCUGGAAACGGUCCAUUGGUCUAGCGAUGACUCUCGCCGGUGGGAACAUAGGCAGCGUGGUGGGCACCAACAUCUUCCUUGACAAGGAAGCUCCUCGGUACGAAACGGGUUACGGCACGACUUUGGGCUUCAUUUGUCUCGGUCUGGCCGCUGCAGUCGUGCUAGAGGUGUCUUUGACGAUGGCCAAUAAGAGGAAGCAGCGCUUGUCCGAGGCCGAUGUCCGGCAAGAGUUCACCGAUGAGCAACUCGACAAGAUGGGAGACAAGAGCCCGCUGUUUCAGUACAUGCUCUGA
Exophiala spinifera is the source of this 1533-nucleotide messenger RNA. RefSeq lists its product as uncharacterized. Bases 1 to 1533 code for a protein of 510 amino acids. The transcript has 4 exons. NCBI's taxonomy places the organism in Eukaryota, Fungi, Ascomycota, Eurotiomycetes, Chaetothyriales, Herpotrichiellaceae. Gene Ontology annotation, molecular function: transmembrane transporter activity. Gene Ontology annotation, cellular component: membrane. The record is from RefSeq and is a predicted model, not a curated record. Gene Ontology annotation, biological process: transmembrane transport.